AUGUCUGAUGUUCUUAUCCUCAUCUCCAUUGCCUUAACAAUAACAUUCAGUGAUCAUUUUUCAAAGGCAACAAAUCUACCUGAAAGGAUCACUGACAUUGUCCGUUGCAACAACAAUAAAGUCUUCUCAGGGUCAGGAUCAUCUGGCGAGCUGAAAUACAGAUUCAGACAAUCAAAACUGAUUUUAGGACAUGAGACAAAAGGUCGUCAUCACGGGGAUUCCCCUGUUUUGUGUCCUGAAAACAAAAAGUGUUCAAGUAAGGGGGAAAAUCAGAUAUUAUUCGCGCAAAAGAAGCAUCCGGAGAGAAAGUAUAAACGGAUUCUGAAGCAAAUAAGAAAGGCAAGAAAUGUUCAGUUUCAACACAAUAAGCAAAGUAUAAGAGAUAAGACGAUUUUUUUCCCACAUCCGUGGUUUUUCCCUCCAAACCCAUUUGCACCACCACAUUCUAUUUUGCCACCAAACCCUUUUGCCCCACCACAUUCGAUUUUCCCACCUAACCCGUUUAAGCCACCGCCUCCUUCGAUUUUCCCUCCAAAUCCGUUUCAUCCACCGCCUCCUCCGAGGUUCCCUCCAUUAUUUCCUCUGCCUCCUCCUCCGUCUAUAUUCCCUCCAAUAUUUCAUCACCCUCCACCUUCUCCUCCUCCAUCGUUUUUCCCUCCAAACCCAUUUCAGCCUCAUCCUCCUGCACCUCCUCCUCGAUCAUUAUUCCCUCCAAUAUUUUCUCCGCCUCCAGCUGCUCCACCUCCUCCACGAUCAAUGUUUCCUCCAAAUCCAUUUAAGCCACGGACUCCUCAGCCUUCUCCCGCUCCUCCACCUCCUCCACGGUCAAUGUUUCCUCCAAACCCAUUUAAGCCACAUCCUCCUCAGCCUUCUCCAGCUCCUCCUCCACCAUUAUUCCCUCCUAUCAUUCCUCAGCCUCCUCCAGUUUCCCCUCCUCCUCGAUCAUUUUUCCCUCCAAAUCCAUUUCAGCCUCGUCCUCCUCAGAUUCCUCCAGCUCCUCCUCCAUCGUUUUUCCCUCCUAUAGUUCCUCCACCUCCUCCUGCACCACUUCCACCUCCUCCAUCUUUUUUCCCACCAAACCCAUUUAAGCCUCGUCCUCCACUUCCCAGUACUCCUCCACCACGCUCUCUAUUUCCUCCACUGCCGCCAAUCUUUCCAGGUCUACAUCCUCCUCCUCCACCACCUCCUCCUCCCUCUCACUCUAUUUUUCCAAUUCCGCCAUUCCCAUUCUUUCCACCACCUCGUAACUCUGGCCCUCCUCCUACUCCACAUUUUUCAGAAAAUAAACAACAUACUUAA
Messenger RNA from Eruca vesicaria subsp. sativa (arugula), 1299 nucleotides. Lineage: Eukaryota; Viridiplantae; Streptophyta; Magnoliopsida; Brassicales; Brassicaceae. The record is from the annotation of a GenBank genome assembly.